AUGAUUAACUCGCCAACUUUUACGGUUCACAAACGUGAGCCUUCUGUUCCUCAUGAGAUUAAGGAAACAUUAGAUGCUACUGUGACAGAAACCCAAGAUGGUGAACGUUGUCUAAAUAACUAUAUUUUGAGAGAGGUUAUUGGCCGAGGGGCUUAUGGUACUGUAAUUCAGGCUAUAGAAAAAGACACUAAUGCGCAUUAUGCUAUAAAAGAAUUCAGUAAGGCCAGACUUCGAAAAAGAGAUAUGGCAAAUUAUUUUCGUCGUGGCGGCUUUCGAGGUGCUCGUAGGGGUAGGUUUGCCCCUAAUCCCAAUUUACAAGAUAACUCAGAUCCAUUAUACUUAAUACGUGGGGAAGUGGCAGUCUUAAAAAAAUUAAAUCAUCCGAAUGUUGUAAAGUUGUUUGAGGUUUUAGAUGAUCCUGAAAAUGAUUCUCUAUACAUGGUAUUCGAAAUGUGUGAUAAUGGUAAUCUUAUGAAUAUCAGCAUUAACAAGCAAGCAAAACCAUUUUCCGAAGAAAAAAGUCGACUCUAUUUUAUAGAAAUGAUUCUAGGUUUUGAAUAUUAUAUCAAACCAGAUAAUCUUCUCUUGUCCAAAGACGAUAUCCUUAAAAUUGUAGAUUUUGGUGUAUCCGAAAUAUUUGUUAGGGGAAAUGACAAAACGACAAAAUCAGCAGGAAGUCCAGCAUUCAUGGCACCGGAAUUAUGUAAAGCACAUCACGGCGAAAUAUCAGGAAAGGCGGCUGAUAUUUGGUCAAUGGGAGUAACUUUAUAUUGUCUAGUGUUUGGCCGUUUACCAUUCGAAAAAGACAAUAUUUUAGAACUUUAUGAGUCUAUAAAAAAUGACGAUGUUCAAAUCUCUGGAAAUAUAAAUCCUGAUCUAGCUGAUAUUCUUUACAAGUUGCUUGAAAAAGAUCCAGACAAAAGAAUUACCAUGCACGAACUUAGGGAACAUCCUUGGGUUACUCUUCGUGGAGCUGAGCCUCUUAUUUCCACUGCAGAAAAUUGUACUGAAAUGGUUACGGAAAUUACUGAUGAUGAAUUAAGUUCUGCUAUUAAACCUAUUAGUAUUAGGAGUUUAGUAACUUUGAUAACUGCUGUUAAGAAGUUUAAACGCUUGUCGCGGACUCAGAAUAAUUACCCAGAGGCAUUAAUACGAAUAAAUGACGAUAAAGAAGCUGUAGCUGCAGAAUAA
This is a messenger RNA of Entrophospora sp. SA101, 1191 nucleotides long. Lineage: Eukaryota; Fungi; Glomeromycota; Glomeromycetes; Entrophosporales; Entrophosporaceae. The record is from the annotation of a GenBank genome assembly.